Molecule: messenger RNA, 710 nt
Organism: Rhinichthys klamathensis goyatoka
Lineage: Eukaryota; Metazoa; Chordata; Actinopteri; Cypriniformes; Leuciscidae
Gene: txnb
Product: thioredoxin
Exons: 5
Coding region: 86-409 (107 amino acids)
Molecular function (GO): protein-disulfide reductase activity
Source: RefSeq, a predicted model, not a curated record
CUAAUGACUCUUGCUGCCACUCUGGCUGUCAAUGAAGCAGGACCUUUCAGAACAUACAGAAGUCCAUUAAAAGACAGACAUCAAAAUGGUUGUCGUAAUUGAGGAUAAGCCUGCUUUCGACAAGGCUCUGAAAAAUGCCGGGAACAAGUUGGUGGUGGUGGACUUCACAGCCACAUGGUGUGGGCCCUGCCAGAACAUCGCUCCAUUCUUUAAAGCGCUGUCUGAAAAAGAAGAGAACAAAAAUGUGGUGUUUCUAAAGGUGGAUGUGGAUGAUGCACAGGAUGUGGCCGCUUACUGUGACAUUAAAUGUAUGCCAACAUUCCAAUUCUACAAGAAUGGACAGAAGAUUGAUGACUUUUCUGGAUCAAACCAAUCUAAGCUGGAAGAGAAGAUCAAUAUGCAUAAAUGAAGAAAAAAAAACACACAUAAAGAAAAACACAAACCAACCGUUUAUAACUAAAUACACAUAAUAGGUGUAUUUGAAGCUAAAUACACAAUAGGUUUUCUGAUCUUGAUUUCAGAAGUUUAAAUCAAGUACAACAACAUCAUUCUCAUCCUCUAAUUCUAUGACAGCUACAAAAACCAAAACUAUGGUAAUACUUUCCUCAAAGACUUUUUUGUUAAAUAUUUUGGCCUUCUACAAUGGCUGCCUCUAAUGUAUUUAUGUUGGCUUUGUAUGAAAUUAAAACUAUAAAAAGACAUCAAAAGUU